AUGUCGGCGGGGCUGGAGCGGCCGCAGGUGGUGGCGCACGUGCAGCAGGCGCUGCCCUUCACGCUGUUCGACUGCAAGUGGGUACCCCGCAGCGCGCGCCUGCUCUGCCUGGGCAGCGCCGCGCGCGGCACCGGCCUGAUCCACCUGUAUGAGCUGCGGGGGGGGCGCCUGGCGCUGCUCAGCGAGAUUGAAAAGCCCAAAUCUAUAAAAUGUGGAACUUUUGGUGCUACAUCUCUGCAGCAAAGAUAUUUGGCUACAGGAGAUUUUGGUGGAAACCUUAACAUAUGGAAUUUAGAAGCUCCUGAAAUACCUGUGUAUUCUGUGAAAGGUCAUAAGGAAAUCAUAAACAGUAUAGAUGGUGUAGGAGGCUUAGGAAUUGGGGAAGGUGCACCAGAAAUUGUGACUGGCAGUCGAGAUGGAACUGUGAAGGUAUGGGACCCGAGACAGAAGGAGACUCCUGUCGCAAAUAUGGAACCUGUACAGGGGGAGAGCAAAAGAGACUGCUGGACAGUAGCAUUUGGCAAUGCUUACAAUCAAGAGGAGCGUGUUGUGUGUGCGGGAUAUGACAAUGGGGACAUUAAAUUAUUUGACUUAAAAACCAUGUCACUGCGAUGGGAGACCAACAUUAAGAAUGGGGUUUGCAGUGUGGAGUUUGACAGAAAGGAUGUAAAUAUGAACAAGCUAGUGGCCACAUCACUUGAGGGGAAAUUUCAUGUUUUCGAUAUGAGAACUCAGCACCCAACCAAAGGUUUUGCUUCUGUUUCAGAGAAGGCACAAAAAUCUACCAUAUGGCAGGUUCGGCACCUGCCACAGAACAGAGAUAUAUUUAUGACAAGUGGAGGAGCUGGGAGCCUUCAUCUCUGGAAAUACGAGUACCCAGCUCAGCGCUCGAAGAAGGAUUCUGAAGGAGCCGAGAUGGGGGUGGCGGGUUCAGUCAGCCUCUUGCAGAAUGUGACUCUGUCAACACAGCCUAUUUCUAGCCUCGACUGGAGCCCUGACAAAAAAGGACUGUGUGUUUGUGGUGCCUUUGACCAAACUGUGAGGGUACUGAUAGUUACCAAGCUUAACAAAGUUUGACAGGAGAACUAGAAUUUCAGAUGAGAAAGCAAUAUAGUUUGCAGUCUGUAAAUAUGGAAGGGAGAGCCCUCCUGUUUCUAAUUUUAUUUCUCCCUUAUUAAAACUGGAUUAAAGAAAUAGAAACCAGAUCUUUCUAUUGAAAGUUCAGAUACUUGCAGUUAGAGUUGUUUGACUGUGCCACGAUGUGAAGUUGCUUGGGCACAAAACUUUAAUCUUCUAGAAAUGUGAAUUUACAUUUAAAAUAAAACGUGCCUUUGUGUUAACACAACCUGUAAUUUUAGAAAUCACUUUAAGUUGUUUGUGUUCAGGUUAAUCACAGUGCAAAUCUGUUCCCACUUGUUAAAUGGUUUGGCUUUUUUAUAUAUAUAUACUGUCCAUAUGCAUUCAUGCAAUGGAAACUACUGUAUACUCCCUCACAGAAACUGUGUUUUUGGAUAUAUUAAUUAGAAUGUUUGUUAAAGUGUUUCUUUAAUAUACUGUAGAAACUCUAAUGAAUGCCAAAAUAUUCAGGUUGAAUGGAGUAAGCUUCUUAUUGAAGAUCUUAUUGAAAUUAAACUAUUGAGAAAACGCACUGUUUUAUUUUAGUUAGGUUUCAUAAAAAGUUUUUAUGUUCUGUUGUUUUUAUAUCUGUUUGUAACUUGCUAUUCUACAAAUAAAAUUACAUGGAGUGUUGUCUUAGUACAAACAAAGUAUAUUAUUCAGACAUCCAAAGAUUUAGAGAAGGAAUGUACUUGUAUAGAUUUACAGGAGCAGUGUGCAGUACUUACGUAAAAUUUACUCAUUUUUCAACAAGAGUUGCUAAAACUUACCUCCAUUGUGAAAGACCCUAAGGGAGCCAAUGUACGGGUUUUUCUUCAUUAACAGAUUCCAUAUUUCUUCAAAACCUAAUGUGACAGAGUACCUUCCUUACUAUCGUUUCACUUCAGUUUGUCUUUGUGAUUCCCCUUAUCUCCAAUGUUGCCAGUGUGUGCUGCUGCCAGUUUUUAGCAGGUGCAUCCAGCUGCUGUCCUCUGUCUGUGGAUGUUGGUGGAGGCUUUCUUAAUUUCAGUAAGCUCUAAUGAUUUCAUUUGUCAUUUCUUUGUUAGAUAUUAGCUUUCAGCUGACUUGUAUGUGCAUAUGCAAAUUACAGGUGAAAGCAUUUAACUACUUCUGAAAUCAGAUAAUGAUGGGAGAAUGUUGGCUUUGUCCAGGUUAACUACCAAAGAGCUUCUGUGUGGUCAUUUGCAGUGAAGUUCUGUAUUCUCAGGCUUCAGAAUUGGUACCUGACAAAUUUAUGGGGGCCACCUGUGCUGCCUCAAGCCUGACCUUUCACUGCUGAAACCUAGA
Cuculus canorus (common cuckoo) is the source of this 2403-nucleotide messenger RNA. It is a transcript of the gene DNAAF10, whose product is annotated as dynein axonemal assembly factor 10. Gene Ontology annotation, molecular function: ubiquitin binding. The transcript has 8 exons. The record is from RefSeq and is a predicted model, not a curated record. The coding region runs from base 1 to 1077 and encodes 358 amino acids. NCBI's taxonomy places the organism in Eukaryota, Metazoa, Chordata, Aves, Cuculiformes, Cuculidae.